AUGUCUGGCUCCAGCACCGCAUCUUCAGAUACCUCCAUGAUAGGCCAGGUGCCUUCAGAGGAAGAAAUCAUCGCCAAUGCAGGCAGCACUGAUGUAUUGACUGUCGAACAUGGUGCAAAUUUGAACCGUCCAAGUACAAGGCCGACAGACGGACAGGCCGUGCAAAUGCACACCUCCGAGAACGACCCUUUGCUUGUUUCUGGACAAACAAUCUCGAAUGAUCAUCCGCACGCACGAGAUAGAAAGCGCCGAUUGACAAGCAAUAGCGAUGCUUCCCGACUUCAGCGAACUCGUUCUGGCGGAGCAAUCCGGCCGGAUGCUAGUACACAGGCUGCAUUACCUCAUCGAUCUGUCUCCAUGGUUCUGCCGAGCUCGCGAGGUUCCAACUCAAAGGCGCCGGGCUCGUCAUACGCAACGGCAAUUGAUAUCACAUCUUCACCGUCCGAUGACGGCCGUUAUGGGUCGAUUGAUCCUGCGGGCAGUGGACAUGGAAGCUCCUCUUUCCGGGCACCAUCGAAUUGGUCCCAUGCAAGUGACAAUGGAUCUCACCCGACAAGAAUUGCUUCCAGAUUCCAGCAAGACUCGAGAGUUGAGGAGUCAAGACAUGUAUUAUUGUCUAGCGGCGCCUCGUCGACGUCACGCAUGGCGGAAACACCCAAUGACAGACCUGGCUUUCAGACAUGGCACCCUGCAUCAGAGACAGGUGUGCAAGCAGAUGUCUUGAUGAAUUCAAAGAAUAAAGUCCGUCAACCUCUUCCAUGGGAACCACAAUCGCGGCGGUCUUCGCAAGGCUCAAGUGGCGGCGCAUGGGAGAGCUAUGCACAAGGGAACUCGCAUCGAGGAAUUACUGGCCAGGAGCCGAGAGUCAGAGCUUCCAGCUUUAUCAUAGGGCAAAUACCUUGGAUGCAUCAGGAUUCCCAGAGAAUAGACAGAGAAAUGUCGAAAGCUUCGGAUGGAGGCCAGAGCGCAGGGUUAUUGAUGGGAAUUCCCCAGAAAGAAGGGUCUUUUCCGCGAGCUCGGGAGAAGCUUCUCGAGCCAGGGCCAAUACAGACGAAAGACGACAUGGGAGGUAUCCAGAAUAUCAAGAUAUCGAGAUGCCUCGGUGGCAGCCUGAUGCAGAAGUCACGACUUGCCCGAUUUGUGGCACCGUUUUUAGUUUCUGGUAUAGGAAACACCACUGUCGGAAGUGUGGCAGAGUUACAGUUCAUCGUCCGCCCUCCCGAUACUCCCAGCUCACCACCUUCAUCAUCUCCUCCUUCGCACCCUCCCGUUGUCGACUUGACCGUCGACGACUCUACUCCCGUCACCUCUCUCAACUCUCCUAUCAACCCUGCUCUCGGAGGUGGUGAAAAAGUCCGCCUCUGCAACCCCUGCGUCCCUGAUCCGAACCCCAAUCCUCUGGGUUACGGAUCUCCUCGAGCUCACGGCCAUCGAUCCACCCACUCGUUGACCUCCUCACCAACCUCCUCCAUGGGUAACCUGUUCUCCCGGCCGGCGAGAGAGGAAGCUUCCUCUCGCCAGGAGCGAAGAACCGUGGGCGCCAACGACCGCCCCUCGUUCCUGCAAGGCCUCGGCCAGCCGGCCCGCAGAUCUGUCUCUGGCGCUAUGGCCAGCUUCGGUAACCGAAGCCGUAUGGCCGGUACCAUCUCCGUCGCAGACUUGUCUGCCGCUGCCUUCGCCCCGCCUCGAGACACCCAAGUCUCGGAGGAAGACCUUUGCCCCGUCUGUACCAGACGGUUCCCCGCGCUCAGCAAUGAGCAUACCCAGGACGCGCGCGAAGCGCACGUCCGCGAGUGCAUCGCCAGCUAUGGCGCCUCGCCUGUCCACCGUGAGCCCCAACACGUGGACCUCCGCCAGCCCCCGCCCCCGCCACGCCCGUCGCCCGCAGCCGCCCGCAUGCUGCCAUUCACGGCGACCGAGAAGGACUGCCUCGCAGAAGAUGGCAGCGUGGCUGAAUGCACGAUCUGCAUGAUUGAGUAUGAGGUCGGGGACAGCCUGGCCCGCCUCAACUGCUUCUGCAAGUUCCACAAGACGUGCAUUGUGGAGUGGUUCGAGAAGAAGCCGGUGUGCCCUACUCACCAGGGUUAG
Penicillium subrubescens is the source of this 2088-nucleotide messenger RNA. RefSeq names its product phosphatidylinositol-3-phosphate-binding ubiquitin-protein ligase. NCBI's taxonomy places the organism in Eukaryota, Fungi, Ascomycota, Eurotiomycetes, Eurotiales, Aspergillaceae. The record is from RefSeq and is a predicted model, not a curated record. Bases 1 to 2088 code for a protein of 695 amino acids. The transcript has 4 exons.